Messenger RNA from Rotaria sp. Silwood2, 261 nucleotides. The record is from the annotation of a GenBank genome assembly. NCBI's taxonomy places the organism in Eukaryota, Metazoa, Rotifera, Eurotatoria, Philodinida, Philodinidae.
AUGACUUUUUCAUUGAAUCAUAUUUCAUUUAAUUUUUUUUCUUCUAGGUAUGAAUUAUACGAUCCAUGUACGAUUAUGUUUUUCUAUCGUAAUAAACAUAUUAUGAUCGAUCUUGGUACAGGCAACAACAAUAAAAUAAGUUGGGCUUUAGAAGAUACACAAGAAUUUAUUGAUAUCGUCGAAACAGUUUAUCGUGGAGCUCGUAAAGGUCGUGGUUUAGUUAUUUCACCAAAAGAUUAUUCUACAAAAUAUCGUUAUUAA